AUGAUUAAAGGCAAGAAGACUCAAGUCUCUGGAAAUAUAAGGAUGCAGACCAUGUUGUUUAAGAUUGUUCUUGGUUCCUUUGUCUUAUUGGGUUCUAUCAGAGAUGUGAAUGCAGGGAUCACAAGCUCUUUCGUUCGGCCACAGUGGCCAGCAGAGGACAUGCCCGUCGAUCAUGAAGUGUUUGCAAUUCCACCUGGUUACAAUGCUCCUCAACAAGUGCACAUCACACAAGGUGAUUAUGAUGGAAAAGCAGUAAUUAUCUCAUGGGUUACCCCAGAUGAACCAGGACCUAGCCAUGUACAUUAUGGGACGUCAAACCAUAGGCUUCAAACUAGUAAAAAAGGCACAAUUGCAAACUACACCUUCUAUAACUACAAGUCUGGUUACAUUCAUCAUUGUCUUAUUGAAGGCCUUAAGCUUAAUACCAAAUACUACUAUAGAAUUGGAGCUGGUGAUUCUGCUCGAGAUUUUUGGUUCGAAACACCUCCCACAAUUGGGCCAGAUACUCCCUACAAAUUCGGUAUCAUUGGUGAUUUGGGGCAAACGUUUAACUCUCUUUCAACUCUUGAGCAUUAUUUGGAGAGUGGAGGACAGGCUGUGUUAUAUGUGGGAGAUCUUUCUUAUUCUGAUGAGCACGACUUCGAAGAUGUUGGUUUACGGUGGGAUACAUGGGGGCGAUUUGCAGAAAAAAGUGCAGCAUAUCAGCCAUGGAUGUGGAAUAUAGGAAAUCACGAAGUAGAGUUUAUGCCUGAAGUGGGAGAGUUAGUUCCUUUCAAGAACUAUCUUCACCGAUAUACUACUCCCUAUUCCGCCUCCAAUAGCAGCAGCCCCCUCUGGUAUGCAGUGAGGCGUGCAUCUGCUCAUAUAAUUGUGCUAUCCAGCUAUUCUCCAUUUGUGAAGUACACGCCUCAAUACAUAUGGCUUAAAGAAGAGCUGGCAAGAGUUGAUAGAGAGAAGACACCUUGGCUAUUUGUGGUCAUGCACAAGCCGCUCUACAGCAGUAAUGUAGCUCACUAUAUGGAGGGUGAAGCCAUGCGAUCAGUUUUCGAGAGCUGGUUUGUCCAAUACAAAGUUGAUGCCAUCUUUGCAGGCCAUGUCCAUGCUUAUGAAAGAUCAUAUCGAUACUCCAACAUAGACUACAAUAUAACUGGUGGUAGAAGGUACCCUGUACCUGACAAAUCAGCACCUAUUUAUGUAACAAUCGGAGAUGGAGGAAAUUUAGAAGGUCUUGCCUCAAGUUAUUUGGAUCCACAGCCAGAAUAUUCUGCAUUUAGAGAAGCAAGCUAUGGACACGCGACAUUGGAGAUAAAAAAUAGGACUCAUGCAAUCUACAACUGGUAUCGCAAUGAUGACGGCAAGCGAGUACCCGCUGACUCUUUGGUAUUGCUUAACCAGUAUUGGUAG
This is a messenger RNA of Sphenostylis stenocarpa, 1404 nucleotides long. The record is from the annotation of a GenBank genome assembly. Lineage: Eukaryota; Viridiplantae; Streptophyta; Magnoliopsida; Fabales; Fabaceae.